AUGUCCAUCCCAAAAACUCAAAAAGCCAUUGUCUUCGAGACUAACGGUGGCCCAUUGGAGUACAAGGAAAUCCCAGUUCCUGAGCCAAACUCCAACGAGUUGUUGAUUAACAUCAAGUACUCUGGUGUCUGUCACACUGACUUGCACGCCUGGAAGGGUGACUGGCCAUUGGCUACCAAGUUGCCAUUGGUCGGUGGUCACGAAGGUGCUGGUGUCGUUGUUGCCAUGGGUAAGAACGUCAAGAACUGGAAGGUCGGUGAUCUUGCCGGUGUCAAGUGGUUGAACGGUUCUUGUAUGUCCUGUGAGUUCUGUCAACACGGUGACGAGCCAAACUGUGCUCAAGCUGACUUGUCUGGUUACACCCACGAUGGUUCUUUCCAACAAUACGCAACCGCCGACGCUGUCCAAGCUGCCAAGAUUCCUCAAGGUACCGACUUGGCUGAGGUUGCUCCAAUCUUGUGUGCUGGUAUCACUGUCUACAAGGCCUUGAAGACCGCUAACUUGUCUGCUGGUCAAUGGGUUUGCAUCUCCGGUGCUGGUGGUGGAUUGGGUUCUUUGGCUAUCCAAUACGCCAACGCCAUGGGUUACAGAGUCUGUGCCAUUGACGGUGGUGAGGAGAAGAAGGCUUUCUGUCAAUCCUUGGGUGCUGAGAAGUUCAUUGACUUCACUAUCUCCAAGGACAUUGUCAAGGACGUCGUCGAGGCUACCAACGGUGGUCCACACGGUGCUAUCAACGUCUCUGUCUCCGAGAGAGCCAUUUCUCAAUCCGUUGAGUUCAUCAGAGCCACUGGUACCGUCGUUUUGGUCGGUUUGCCAGCCGGUGCCAAGGUCGUUGCCCCAGUCUUCGACGCCGUUGUCAAGUCUGUCAGCAUCAGAGGUUCUUACGUCGGUAACAGAGCUGACUCUGCUGAGGCCAUUGACUUCUUCUCCAGAGGUUUGAUCAAGUGUCCUAUCAAGAUCGUCGGUUUGUCCGAGCUUCCAGAGAUCUACACUUUGAUGGAGGAGGGUAAGAUCUUGGGUAGAUACGUUGUUGACACCACCAAGUAA
Molecule: messenger RNA, 1047 nt
Organism: Australozyma saopauloensis
Lineage: Eukaryota; Fungi; Ascomycota; Pichiomycetes; Serinales; Metschnikowiaceae
Gene: ADH1
Product: Adh1p
Exons: 1
Coding region: 1-1047 (348 amino acids)
Cellular component (GO): cytoplasm
Molecular function (GO): alcohol dehydrogenase (NAD+) activity; zinc ion binding
Source: RefSeq, a predicted model, not a curated record